Messenger RNA from Cyphellophora europaea CBS 101466, 1155 nucleotides. RefSeq lists its product as uncharacterized. The transcript has a single exon. Gene Ontology annotation, biological process: S-methylmethionine cycle. Lineage: Eukaryota; Fungi; Ascomycota; Eurotiomycetes; Chaetothyriales; Cyphellophoraceae. Bases 1 to 1155 code for a protein of 384 amino acids. Gene Ontology annotation, molecular function: S-adenosylmethionine-homocysteine S-methyltransferase activity. The record is from RefSeq and is a predicted model, not a curated record.
AUGCCACCGCGCACCACCCCUUCAAACCCCCACCGCCACCCCUCCCUCUCCCACCCCCUGCUGAUCCUCGACGGCGGUCUAGGCACGACCCUAACCGCCCCGCCCUACGCCCAACACUUCAUCUCCGCCACCACCCCGCUCUGGUCCUCACACCUCCUCACCACCCCCUCCGGACCGGACACGUUACUGGCCGCGCACGCGGCCUUCGCGCGCGCCGGCGCGAAUGUCCUGCUGACCGCCACGUACCAGGCGAGCUUUGAGGGGUUUCGACGCACGCCGACCGUGCCACAGGGUGCUGGGAUAGUGGAGGAGGAUGCUGCCCGGUUCAUGCGCGCGGCCGUGAAAGUGGCUAGGGAGGGGUUUCGGGUUGUUGCGCGAAAGGAGGAAGGGGACGGGGAGCGGGAAGAGGAGCACGAGGGCGGAGGGCGGAAGGGUGUCGUGGCGCUGAGUCUCGGCGCGUACGGCGCGACAUUGCUGCCGAGCGCGGAGUAUAGUGGGGAGUAUCCCGAGGGGAUGAGGGGUGAGGAGGCGCUGGGGGAGUGGCAUUGGAGAAGACUGCAGGUUUUCUUUGACGAGGGGGUUUGGAGAGAGGUGGAUGUGGUGGCGUUCGAGACGCUGCCGAGGUUAGAAGAGAUUAGAGGGGUCAGGGCGGCGAUGAGGGCGGUUGAGGAGUGCGGCGUUAGCGAGAAGCCUUUUUGGAUUAGUUGUGUGUUUCCUGGAGAGGGUGGGAAUGAGGCGCAAGAGGGACAUCGGUUGCCUGAUGGGAGCACGGUAAGGGAAGUGGUGGAUGCAAUGUUGGGCGGGGAUGAGGCUCGACCUUGGGCUGUGGGCGUCAAUUGCACCAAGAUCUGGAAGGUUAGACGGCUGUUGGAGGAGGUUGAAUGGGCAAUAGCGGAGGGCGGGUAUGAGACGCCCAGACUGGUGCUGUACCCGGAUGGGGCGGGAAAUUUAGUCUAUGAUACUUCAAGACAAGAAUGGCUACCAAGAGACGGAGCUGGGGAGGGUCACGGUGGGAAGGGGAAGGGCUGGGGUGAGGAGAUGGCGGAUAUUGUCAGGGAAACGCAGGAGAGGGGGAAGUGGAAGGGGAUGGUUGUGGGCGGGUGUUGCAUGACAGAGCCGGAGGAGAUCAGGGAGCUCAGUGAGAGAUUGAUUUGA